Messenger RNA from Mesocricetus auratus (golden hamster), 3045 nucleotides. RefSeq names its product Meis homeobox 2 (gene Meis2). Gene Ontology annotation, biological process: positive regulation of cell population proliferation; eye development; positive regulation of transcription by RNA polymerase II. The record is from RefSeq and is a predicted model, not a curated record. Bases 426 to 1916 code for a protein of 496 amino acids. The transcript is spliced from 13 exons. NCBI's taxonomy places the organism in Eukaryota, Metazoa, Chordata, Mammalia, Rodentia, Cricetidae. Gene Ontology annotation, molecular function: DNA-binding transcription activator activity, RNA polymerase II-specific; RNA polymerase II cis-regulatory region sequence-specific DNA binding.
UGGGUCGCUCAGCCAGCUGCCGGGUGGCGGCAGGGUGAGCCCAGCUACGCGCGCCGGGUGACCAAAGCUCCGCCCCCAACUCUCCGCUCAGCCUGAUUGACGCGCAGCCUCCGGGAAGCAGCGGCGCAGAGGACCCCUAGACUCUCCGAGGUGGUCCACUGUUUGCAGCUCGCCGGGGGACUAUGCUUGCAGUUAAGCUGCUCCCAUCUUGUACUAGAAAAAAAUGAAUAUUGACAACAAGGGUUCUGCAUCUGCACAAGGAAGAAAGUGCUACUUAACAACAGCAACAACAACAACCUAGACUGGCGGUGGUACAGUCGGCUGGGCUUGCUGCUCUAGGUUGUUAGCAGGAGACUUCGGGAUCUAAUAAUCCGCGGGCAGAGGAAGGGGGCCGAGGAAUUAAAACGAACAAAAGCGAGAGCGCCAUGCCAAACAUCCCCAACGCGACCCAGAUAGGCAGGAGCCAAGAGGAGUGGUGGGGAAAUAAACUAGAAUACGAUGAGCUGCCCCAUUACGGCGGGAUGGACGGAGUAGGGGUUCCUGCUUCCAUGUACGGAGACCCUCAUGCGCCGCGGCCGAUUCCCCCGGUUCACCACCUAAACCACGGGCCGCCGCUCCACGCCACGCAGCACUACGGCGCGCACGCCCCGCACCCUAAUGUCAUGCCAGCCAGCAUGGGAUCUGCUGUCAACGACGCCUUGAAAAGAGACAAGGACGCGAUCUACGGGCACCCCUUGUUUCCUCUGUUAGCACUGGUCUUUGAGAAGUGCGAGCUGGCGACCUGCACUCCCCGGGAACCCGGAGUGGCCGGCGGAGACGUCUGUUCCUCCGACUCCUUCAACGAGGACAUCGCGGUCUUCGCCAAGCAGGUUCGCGCUGAAAAGCCUCUUUUUUCCUCAAAUCCAGAGCUGGAUAAUUUGAUGAUACAAGCAAUACAAGUACUAAGGUUUCAUCUUCUGGAGUUAGAAAAGGUCCACGAACUGUGUGAUAACUUCUGCCACCGGUACAUUAGCUGUUUGAAGGGGAAAAUGCCCAUUGACCUCGUGAUUGACGAGAGAGAUGGGAGCUCCAAGUCCGAUCAUGAAGAACUUUCAGGAUCCUCCACAAAUCUUGCCGAUCACAACCCUUCAUCCUGGCGAGACCAUGAUGAUGCAACCUCAACUCAUUCAGCAGGCACCCCUGGACCCUCCAGUGGGGGCCAUGCUUCCCAGAGUGGAGACAACAGCAGUGAGCAAGGUGAUGGGUUAGACAACAGUGUAGCUUCACCUGGCACAGGUGAUGACGACGAUCCAGACAAGGACAAAAAACGCCAGAAGAAAAGAGGCAUAUUCCCCAAAGUCGCGACAAAUAUCAUGAGAGCUUGGCUCUUCCAGCAUCUCACACAUCCGUACCCUUCUGAAGAGCAGAAGAAACAGUUAGCGCAAGACACAGGACUGACAAUUCUCCAAGUAAACAACUGGUUCAUCAAUGCCAGAAGAAGAAUAGUACAGCCCAUGAUUGACCAGUCAAAUCGAGCAGGUUUUCUUCUUGAUCCUUCAGUGAGCCAAGGAGCAGCGUAUAGUCCAGAGGGUCAGCCUAUGGGGAGCUUUGUGUUGGAUGGUCAGCAACACAUGGGGAUCCGGCCUGCAGGUUUGCAGAGCAUGCCAGGGGACUACGUUUCUCAGGGUGGUCCAAUGGGAAUGAGUAUGGCACAGCCAAGUUACACUCCUCCCCAGAUGACCCCACACCCUACUCAGUUAAGACAUGGACCCCCAAUGCAUUCGUAUUUGCCAAGCCAUCCCCACCACCCAGCCAUGAUGAUGCACGGAGGACCCCCUACCCACCCUGGAAUGACUAUGUCAGCACAGAGCCCCACAAUGUUAAAUUCUGUAGAUCCCAAUGUUGGCGGACAGGUUAUGGACAUUCAUGCCCAAUAGUAUAAGGGAACUCAAGGAAAAAGGAAACACACGCAAAAACUAUUUUAAGACUCUCUGAACUUUGACCAGAUGUGACACUUAAUAUGAAACUCCAGACAGCUGUGAUUAUUUUUUACUUUUGUCAUUUUUCAUCAAGCAACAGAGGACCAAUGGGACAAGAACACAAAUGUGAAAUGAUGGGCUCAUUGAGACAAUAUUGUCCGUGCAAGAUCCUCUGGAGAAAGACUCCGAGAGUUAUAACUACUGUAGCAUAAACAUAGGGACUAAGUUAAACUUGUACAUUUCUGUUGAUCACUCCGUUAUGUUGCCUCAAAUAGUUUUAGAAGAGAAAAAAAAUAUAUCCUUGUUUUCCACACUAUGUGUGUUGUUCCCAAAAGAAUGACUGUCUUGGUUCAUCAGUGAAUUCACUAUCCAGGAGAGACUGCGGUAUAUUUUAAAUCUGUUGGGCCAAUGAGAAAAGAACCACGCUGGGGAGCGCGAUGGACACUUGGCUGAACCUCAUCACUCUGACUCCAGCGACUAGAAUGUGUUUUCAUGCUCAGCCUUUGUUCCCCCAUCAAUGUGUCCUUUAGUUUCAAACAGAUCUUUAUAGUUUGCGCUUCAUAAGCCAAUCUUAUUAUGAUUUUGGGGGACUGUUCUUCAAAGAACUUGCCAAUGAAGAUUUAGAGACAGAGAGAAGGCUCCUUCAAGUUCCGAGUCUUGGCUGUGGACAAAACAAUCUUAAGUUGGGCAGCUUUCCUCAACACAAAAAAUGUUAUUCAUGGUCAUUGCACCAUAAGUAGGUUUCUAUCAGGAACUCAAAGCUUGGGGGAUAAAAAGGAGCGAGAGAAUACUGUAACAAACUUCGUACAGAGUUCGGUCUUUUAAUUGUUUCAUGUUAGAUAUUCUAUGUGUUUACCUCAAUUGAAAAAAAAAAAGAAUGUUUUUGCUAGUAUCAGAUCUGCUGUGGAAUUGGUAUUGUAUGUCCAUGGGAUCCUCUUUUCUCAGCACGUGUUCCUCACUAGAAGAAAAUGCUGUUACCUUUAAGCUUUGUCAAAUUUACAUUAAAAAUACUUGUAUGAGGACUGUGACGUUAUGUUAAAAAAAGGUGUUAAGUCACAAAAUGCGGUAAUAAAUAUUUCAUUUUUGA